UUGCAUUUCACCACAUCUUGCCUUGUCCCCAUCAGCAUCACACACACCGGCACCCACCGCGUCCCUGCACGGGCCAUGUUUAGAUCUCGCAAAUCCUCCGUCUCGCAGAUAUCGCCCCUCGAACCCCCGCCCCAGCCCCAACAGCCCCAGCAGCGCCGAACAAGCAUGCAGCCCACCCCGCCCAACUCUGCCCCAGGCCAGGUGCCGCAGGGGCAGGGCCGUCCACCGCGUCCCCCUACCCAAGGCGCGCGCGGCCCAGGCUCGUUCGACGCCUAUCCUCCGCAGCCUGCAUUUGCGGGCGGACCGAGGAUGGAUCGCGUGCAGAGCCACGACCAAGGGAGUGCCAAGGGGGAGAAGAGGCGGAGCGGGUUCUUUGGGUUCGGGGGCAAGAAGAAGGACAAGGCGGAGAAGGGGCCGAAGCGGGAGGACGGCGAUGUGAGUCGUGGAACUGUUUCUGGGCGAUGGCGGUCCGGGCGGCAUAACAGUAUGCUCAUGUCGUUGCAGAAACCUCGCUCGUCCUUCUCUAUAGAUCGCGAAUCCACCCAGCUCGCCUCACGCCCAGUCCCGACGUCCGCCUCCCAGCGCUUUCCCCAGGGACAAGGCCAGCAGAUACCGCAGCAGCACGCUCAAGCUCAGGCUCUGCGGCAACAGCAGCAGCCUCCUUCUCAACCGCGGCCGUUUGCUCGAGAUCAAGGUCCUACACCGCCUCCCCAGCAACAACAGCGGAUUCCAGCUGCCGCGAACGACGGUCAACGAUCCCAGAGCUUGGAGAUCCCAAGAAACCAUCAGCAGGCGGUGAACGGACAGCAACGGUCUUCGCCUCUUGUACCCCCAGAGACUCUGCAGCAAUCCCAAACAGGGAUGCCGGCAAAGCAAUCUGUGCCAAGGUCGGUCUCGAUGCCGAUGGCGCCUCCAGCGCCUGGCACGACCCCCAACGGUGGCAGCGGCUCCCCUCGUCGGGCCUCUCUCUUUAGCAGCGGCAGCACUGCUCAAGACCCAAACGCUCGAGGCUCGUUCGAGUUUGGCAAUAUCAACACUGAAAAAUUCCAGGCCAUCCUCGAGCUCAUCGCCCUCCAGCCCCAAAAGACAUACGUGACGUCCCCGCCAGAGCUCGAGAUGAUUCUCGCGAGGACGAGUGCCGGUGGGCAACCCAAGCUGGGACAGCCCGGGAGUCCGAGUAAUGAUUGGGAUGCGGUUUGGUUGCAACUUUCCGGAAUUUCGCUUUCCAUGUGGUCCAUGAAGGAGACACGGGCUGCUGCUGCUAAAGGCGACAAGGUGCCUCCGACUUACUUCAACAUUACCGACUCUUCCCUCGAGCUUCUCGCCCCCCUCCCGCCUCCCCCUCACCGACCAAACUCUCGCCCGCACAACUUUGUCUACUCUCUCAACACUGCGGGGUCGAACCGACUCUUGUUUUCGAGUCCUACCGAGCGUGACCUUGCCCGAUGGGUGUCUGGACUCCGGCUCGCGGCGUGGGAGAGGGCAAGGUUGGAGGAGAUCUACACUGGUCAUCUGGUCCAGUAUGGCGAGCGCGAGCCGCCCGUCGAGGUGGGCAAAGGCCGAUCAAAGAUGGAAGGUUGGGUUCGAGUACGUGUCAUGGGUGGGACCGACUGGAGGCGGCUUUGGGCUGUUUUGAGUACGCCCGGGGAGGAGGGCGCCAAAGACGAAGGAAAACAUAGGCGAAGGAGUUUCUUUGGGAUUGGAGGCAAGGAAGAAGAGCCGGCGCCACAAGAGCCCAACACUGGGGUUUCUAUGGCUGCAUUCUAUACCGAGCCGAGGACCGCAAAGAACAAGACUAGUGUCACGCCUGUUUUGACAAUUACCAAUGUCUCUCAAGCCUACGCGGUCUUCCCCGAGCAUCUCGAGGUGAUGGUCCAGUCCAACCUCUGCAAAGUCGUCGGCCGCGUCAGCGGAGACAUGGUCACUAUCGAAGGUCGUCUCCGCGACUCUGGCUGGGCUCUGCUCAUGCCCGAGACUCCCGGAGAAGGCAGCGAUAGAGGUCACGGAUCUUCUUCCAGUCAAGGCCACGGGCAGAGCUCUGGGGUGUCGCCUUUGGGCAACAUGAUGCGUUGGGUCACUGGCUUCCAUGAUGCGUUUGCGCUCUAUGGAAGACCGGAAAAGUACAACUGGAACCCAAGGGACCCGAAGAGUCUGUUCUUUGCCUAUCCCCAGGGCCCGCAUCGAGGAAACCUCUUUUUGACCGUGGACGAAGCCUUGCGAGGAGAUUUCCGUGUUUCUUCACUCGCCGAAGUUCGUGCGCAGCUCGUGCACCUCGUGCACCGCCGUCUUGCUGGUGGCAUUCAAGAGCAUAUCGAGGAAGAAUCCGGCGAGGAUGAAGAGCGCGAGCGCGAGAUGCCGCAGCAACAAGGCAACUUCCGUCUCCCACCUCUUGCUUUCAACGAGCUACACGACAACGAGGAGCAAAACAUGCCACGAUCCUUGACACCCAUCACCGAGAGGACGGAUGUGACGAGGCAAAACAGUACAAAGACUAGCAAGUCUGGACUUACUAUUGCCGGCAUGGGCUCUCCUCCGAGUGGCACCACUGCUCAAGGGGACAGAAAGACGAGCGGGGGUAGCUCCAAACAUGGCAGCCAGUCGAGCAAACAUUCUGAUUUCGGUAUCGUACCCAUGUCUAACGACGGAUUUGCCCCUCUCACCGAAGAACCUGGAGAAGUGUACUCUUCAAACGGCUCUGGAUCCCACUCGAAUACGACCAUUACUCCCCAGCCUCCAGUGAACCCUCUUCCUGGUUUCGGUGUACUCGACAGGCAUGACAAACAGGUCACUCCCUCUUCCGUUGCGAGCAAGACUUCAGAGAGUGUCUAUUCGCAGGAGACGGGGUUGACGCCUGUUGCGCCAAGCAAUGCGUCUUACUAUAGUGCCAAACCUUCAGCGGACGGCCACGGGCCUCAACAGACCAAUUUCCCUGUGCCAGUCCCGAAUGGUCAGUCUAUCGCGCUCGCUCCCCCUGUGGAAGCCCCUACGGAGCAAAUUUCCUCGGCUCCAGGGCCUGAAGAUAGGCCUCCUCUUCCUCCGUUUGCAUCGGAAGGCUCUUCAGAGGUGCUCUCACCGACUCCACGCAAGGUUUCGUCCGGUGAACCUCUUCCCCACGGAGUAGAGCUGGCCCAGGAGCCAGCGGCAAUGUACUUGAUGAACAUGGUCGAGGAGCCGCCGGUGCCCGAGCCUCCUCAGCGCAUCAAAUCAGCUUCUCCGCCUACCAACGGUGCCCAUGUGAAUGGGAAUCAGCUGCAGAGGAAACCUUCAGGUGCCAGGGCUUUGCCUGUCAGACAGCAGAGUGCGGAGCCCAAGCUGCACAACAUUCAAGACAGGCCUAGCGAUGAUUCUCAUGCUCGACCCGAACCUGAGGCUCAGGUUCCCGAGGCCGCUCCCCAAAGUGCGAAUCCUGAACUGGGAGAAGCCAAUCCUGAACUGGGAGAAGCCAAUCCUGAACUGGGAGAAGACUUUUCAUCAUACAUGAAUUAUGCCGACAAUCCUACACCUGUCAAACCCAAAGCUGCGCCUGCCCCUACCCGACCUUUUCCUCCCAAGGCCGUCUCGCCUCCUCAGGAACAGGUCAAGUCGAGCUUUGCUCCGAGUCGUGCGGUGCGCGAGCGACGUGCAAAGGCAGAACAAGAUGCAAAGGAUCAAGAGAUGGCCAAAUACAAGCCUGGCGGGGGGAAGCGAAUCGUGAGCACUAGGAGCACAAUGCCAGAGUUCGAAAGUUCGGAUGAGGAUGAGGAUGAAGAUGAAGAGGAGGAAGAGAGCGAAAACGAAGCUCCCGCUGCGCAGAAGAAGACUUCUCUACCGGUUCCUCCUGGCCAGGUCGCGCCUGUUCAAGGCGGACAGCUAGGACUCGAGGGUCUUCCUCGUGAACGCCAAACGUCCAUGAAUGCGCGAGCUCUUCCGCCCGUUCCCGUCACCGCAAAUCAGGCUCCCGACCUCCGACUGCCUUUCGAAGACUUUGACGCUCGAUCUCGAGUCGGUAGUCAAUACAGCCAGCACAGUCAACGCUCAAGUGGCUAUGAUCCUCGUGCCAAUCAAUAUAUGGACCGGCCUCGCAACGUAUCGCGCACGCCCAGUCCUUUGAAUGGCCCUCCAGGUGCGGGCAGACAUGGAUCCAAUUAUCAUGGGAACGGUGCCGCCUAUCCCAUGUCUGGACCUCGCCAGUCUUACAACGUUGCCCCGCCUCCUGCCACCCGCCAAAGUGUGUGGAACGCCAACUUUUCCGCUCAGCAUGGUAUGGAAGAGAAUACAAAGUUUGGCAAAUUUGUCGACCUGGAAGAACCUUCUGUUCAUCUUACCAAGGCAUUCGCGCCUCACGGGCUGCUCCAGGCCGGUAUACAGGACAAAGAAGAGAGAUCGGCAAAGAAACAGGAGGAAUUGGCUAGAGAGACGGGCAGCAGUCUCAUCGAUGUUCCCUCCAAGCCGCCACCCCCUCAGGCGGGACUUUUGGGCGCUGUGGCAGCGCAUGAGAGGGACAGAAAGAAUGCUGGUGGUAUUGGUGCUACACUGACUGACAGAGAGAGAGAAAAGAGGUUGGCUGAGGAAAAGCAGCGAGAGUUUGACCGACUCCAGCGUCAACAGAUGGGUCAAUUCGGCGGGGACAUGUAUCCUCAGCAAGGCUUUGGCCAGCAGGGGUAUGGCUACGGGAUGGGCAAUGCUAUGAUGAACCAGAUGCCUAUGAUGGGUUAUCCUUACCAAGGAGGCUUUAAUCCUUACGCUCAGGCUCAGCAACAAGCCAUGAUGGCUGCCCAGAUGGCGUAUCAACAGACCAUUAUGGCCAUGUCGCAAGCCGGCUCUCAAGCUGGUGAUCUUCACGAGCGAGCUCAAUCUGCCCAGUCUCGUCAUCGACAGGCCUCUGGGUUCAGCGAUGACCGCUCUGCUUCUCCCAGCGCCAGCCAGAUGGGCGGUAUCCCGUCUCUCUAUGGCGGAUAUCCGCAGGGCGGCAUGGGUAUGGGUAUGAAUGGUAUGGGCAUGCCCAUGCCCAUGCAGAUGCCACAAAUGCCGUGGAUGAUGCCCGGAGGCGGGAUGCCAAGCCCCGGGAUGUGGGGAAUGCCUGGGCCGGCUGCUCAAGGAAGCCCAAAUUAAGGGUUUAUGCCCCCCAGCGCGCCUGGUGGGGCUGGUAGCGAUGCAGGCAGUAUGAGAGGGAGGCCGAUGGGAGGAGAGGAGGGUGGCCAGAAGUUUAAUUGAUCUCGUAACAUUUUUUCAUCUCUUGACUGACUUGACUGCUGAAGGACUUUUGGAAUGACCUUUGAUAUCAUUGUGUAUAACGUUUACGAUACUGUUCUGAGAAUGCAUAUUUAUUUGAU
Messenger RNA from Cryptococcus amylolentus CBS 6039, 5312 nucleotides. RefSeq lists its product as hypothetical. The record is from RefSeq and is a predicted model, not a curated record. The transcript is spliced from 6 exons. Bases 76 to 5091 code for a protein of 1671 amino acids. NCBI's taxonomy places the organism in Eukaryota, Fungi, Basidiomycota, Tremellomycetes, Tremellales, Cryptococcaceae.